Messenger RNA from Numida meleagris (helmeted guineafowl), 1530 nucleotides. Its product is annotated as vegetative cell wall protein gp1-like. The record is from RefSeq and is a predicted model, not a curated record. The annotation marks the transcript as partial. The transcript is spliced from 2 exons. Lineage: Eukaryota; Metazoa; Chordata; Aves; Galliformes; Numididae.
ACCCCCAGUAUUCCCCAUAUUCCAACUAUCCCCGGUAUUCGCAGCAUCCCCAGUGUCCCCAGUACCCCCAGUGUCCCCAGUGUUCCCAGUAUCCCCAGUACCCCCAGUAUUCCCAGUAUUAAAACUAUCCCCAGUAUCCCCAGUGUUCCCAGUAUCCCCCAGUAUCCCCCAGCGUCCCCAGUAUUCCCAGCGUCCCCAGUGUCCCCAGCAUCCCCAUUAUUCCCAGUAUCCCCAUUAUUCUCAGUAUCCUCGGUAUCCCCAUUAUUCCCAGUAUCCCCAGCAUCACCAGUAUCCCCAUUAUCCCCAUUAUCCCCAGUGCUCCCAGUAUCCCCAGUGUCCCCAGUAUCCCCAGCAUCACCACUAUUCCCAGUGGCCCCAGCAUCACCAGUAUUCCCAGUAUUCCCAUUAUUCCCAGUGUCCCCAAUAUCUCCAGUGUCCCCAAUCUCCCCAGUCUCCCCAGUAUUCCCAGCAUCCCCAGUAUCCCCAGUAUCCCCAACCUCCCCCAUGUCCCCAGUAUCCCCAGUGUGUCCCCAGUAUUCCCAGUACCUCGUGUUCCCAGUAUCCCCAGUCUCCCCAGUGUCCCCAGUGUUCCCAGUAUUCCCACUGUCCCCGGUGUCCCCAGCAUCUCCCCAGUAUCCCCAGUGUUCCCAGUAUCCCCAGUGUCUCCCAGUAUCCUCAGUGUCCCCAGUAUUCACAAUAUCCCCAGUAUCCCCGGUGUCCCCAGCAUCCCCAGCAUUCCCAGUAUUCCAACUAUCCCCAGUAUCCCCAGUAUCCCCACUAUCCCCACUAUCCCCAGCAUCACCAGUAUUCCCAUUAUCCCCAGUAUUCCCAGUGUUCCCGUUAUUCCCAGCAUCUCCAGUGUCCCCAGUGCUCCCAGUAUUCCCAGCAUCCCCAGUGUCCCCCAGUAUUCCCAGUACCCUUGGUGUCCCCAGCAUCCCCAGUUUUCCCAGUAUUCGCAGUGUCCCCAAUGUCCCCUGUGUCCCCAGCAUCCCCAGUACCCCCAGUAUUCCCAGUAUCCCCAGUGCUCUCACUGUCCCCAGUAUCCCCAGUGCUCCCGGUAUUCCCAGUACCCCCAGUAUUCCCAGUAUUUCAACUAUCCCCAGUAUUCCCAGUGUCCCCAGUAUCCCCAGUAUGCCCAGCAUCCCCAGUAUUCCCAGUGUCCCCAGUAUCCCCAGCAUCACCAGUAUCCCCAGUAUCUCCCAGUAUCCCCAAUGUCCCCAGUAUUCCCAUUGCCCCCAGUAUCCCCAACAUCCCCAGUAUUCCCAGUGUCCCCAGUAUCCCCAGUGUUCCCAGUGUCCCCAGUGCUCCCACUAUUCCCAGUAUCCCCACUGUCCCCAGUACCCCCAGUAUCCCCAGUGUCCCAAGCAUCCCCAGUGUCCCCACGAUGGGGACAAGGGACAAAUGGCGCAGGGCAUCCCGGGCUCGCUGCAGGACAAGGGCUCGGUGCAGAAGUUCGUCCCCUACCUCAUUGCCGGCAUCCAGCACGGCUGCCAGGACCUUGGCGCGCGCAGCCUGACCGCCCUGCGGUGA